Messenger RNA from Adineta steineri, 1419 nucleotides. The record is from the annotation of a GenBank genome assembly. Lineage: Eukaryota; Metazoa; Rotifera; Eurotatoria; Adinetida; Adinetidae.
AUGUUAUCAAUAGAAAAUAAAAGUUUAUUAACUAAUAAUUCAAUCGAAAAUGAAUUAUAUUGUUCCGCUUUAUUUGAUAAUCUAUGUUGGCCUCAAACUCCUGCCAAUCAUUCAGUCACUAUUUCAUGUUCAACAUUGGCCAUGCAAGGAGUUGAUUCCAGCAAAUUUAUCACCCGAGAUUGUCUUUCGACAGGACAAUGGUCUCCUGUUUCAUACCAACCAUGCGUUUAUGGAGAUGUAUGGGAUUUAAUGAUGACAUUCUAUAUAUCGCGAACACCUGACCAGAGAAAAGCUUAUACAGAUAUCCUUCAAGCUGUUCGUAUUAUUGAAUUUGUUGGAUUAUCAGUAUCAUUUAUUAGUGUUCUUGUAUCACUUAUAAUAUUUUUCACAUUAAAAUCUCUCUACUGUAGUCGUACAAAAAUUCAUAUUAAUCUAUUAUCAGCAAUAUUUAUUCAAAUAGUUGCACGAAUUGUUAAUUAUGGAAUUCAAAUGAAACAAUCAAAUAGUUCUUCACAAGUAAUACCUAUGAUAUGUCAUGCUGAUGGAAGUGUAUCUUCACCAAAAAUCUCAUCUGUAUUAAUAAAUAUGUGUCCAUUAAUUGUCAUAUUUCUACAAUUUAGUAUAAGUUCGAUGUUUAUGUGGAUGCUUUGUGAGGGUAUUCAUCUUAAUAAUGUUUUAACAGUUAGUGUGUUUAAAAAUCAUUUUAAAUCAUAUUAUUUUUAUAUACUUGGAUGGGUUCUUCCACUUUGUAUUACAUUAAGUUGGAGUAUUAUUAUGUUUAUUAAAGAACGUGAUCGAAAAUGUUGGGCAAAUUAUAAUUAUCUUAAAUAUUAUUGGAUUAUUGAUGGACCACGAUAUGCAGUAAUGAUUAUAAAUUUUAUAUUUUUAUUGAAUAUAAUCCGAGUUUUAUUGAUUAAAAUUAAAGAAGGUUCAGAAAAACAAAUACGUUCAGAUAAACAUCAUCGGACUUCAAUGAAUACAAAAUUUGUCAAAAAAGCAGUUAAAGCAGCAAUUUUCCUAUUGCCUUUAUUGGGUAUUACACAUAUGCUUGAAACAUUUGUUUCACCAGAUGAUCAAUCAAUUCCACUAUUUGCAUUAUAUUGCUCGGUGACUUAUUUUUUAGUAACAUUUCAAGGAUUUUUUUGUUCAUUAUUAUAUUGUUUCUUGAAUACUGAAGUUCGCGAAACAUUAUCUCGUCGGCUUAAAACAACACAAGCUUGGAGCCGUUGGAAACGAUUAUUAGGUCAACAAGAACGAUUUGGAAAGAAUAAACUUAAUAGUGAAGAUCAAACACGAUUAGAAUUAUUAAUACCUCUAUCUAUUUCAGAACCUAAAGGAAGUAUAAUUGAAAUGGAUGAUCGUCGAUUAACAGCUGAGGCUGAUGUAACUUCUCAACCGACACAUAAAGUAUCUUGUUAA